AUCCACCCCCUUCUACCAACCUCGACUGGUCCAACCACCUCGCUGCGAACCUCCUCCAGGAGCAACGCGAUUGGUGGAAUGCAGGCCGCCUAAGCCAAUCACUGCGUCAGAGAAGGCGUACUCCACAAUGCUUUUGUUCACGGUGUGCACGAGGCAUUUCGAUCGUUAGCAGGGAUAAAAGAGCGGGAGGGUCUCGUGCGCGAUCGCAACCGCAUUUUUUAGCCGUUACUCGCGCGUCGAUUAGACGUGCCCACAGCAACAUCGGGUGCCAGCUAGCUUGGCGCACUGCGGAAGAGGCGGAGCGGCGGGACUGGAAACGAAUCGUAGAGACUUGGGGGAGGUGCACGUUGUUAGGUUUCAGAGAGCUGUAGUGUAUGGUUUGAGGAGAUAAUCAAGCGGGUCAGAGCAAAGAAGAUCUAGUGAAACGAUAAGGUCCUGACGGUGGUUUCACGUGGAACGUGCUGUAGUCGAGCAUGGUGGCAGUUGGUGGACAUUAGGGAUUUUUUUGAUUUUUUUUGGCCACCAGACUUUGUUUGGGAUUAGACAUCUCGGUUUUUAUUUUUUGUAAUAGGUGGAAGGGAUGCUUAUAAAAUUUAAAACACUUUUGAUGUGUUCUAUAGGUUUUUGAGCUGUACAAUAUUUUUGGACUUUUUUUUUUUAAGUGAAAGGUGUUGAAAGAUACAUAUUAAUAUCUUCAGGAUUUGGAUAAGGAAAACUAUGGUGAUAAGACUAUUGAUGGGGGGAAAAAAUGGCUGUGUGUUGAAGUCUUGUAAGACAUAGAAUCAAUGUUGGAUAGGGUGUAAAGGACUAAGUAAACCCGUAUUGUAAGACAGUGUUGCUACUGCAACACAAGCUGUUACAUUUUAUUUUUUAGGGGGGCAAACUUUGACAUCUUGUUUAGUGGUAGGGUUCUUUGAGAUUGUAGGCGGGAAAUGUCUAGCAAACUUAUCUGCUGAAUAGAUACAUGGAAUUUUGAACUAUAAAGAAGACAUUCCAUAGGGCCACAUCUAACCAUAUUGAACAGGUUUACGAAGAUCGCACUACCUAAAAUUUCAGUUUAUUAUCUAUACAUAAUUCUUUCAAAUUUUGGCAUCAUGGCUUUUACAAACUACAGCAGUUUAAAUCGUGCACAGUUGACCUUUGAAUAUCUACACACUAAUUCAACCACCCAUGAAUUUCUCUUUGGGGCUUUGGCUGAAUUAGUUGAUAAUGCAAGAGAUGCAGAUGCUACAAAAAUUGACAUUUUUACAGUGAAAAGAGAAGAUUUGAGGGGUGGCUUUAUGCUUUGUUUUCUUGAUGACGGAGCAGGAAUGGAUCCAAGUGAAUCUGCUGGUGUUAUUCAAUUUGGUCGUUCUGCUAAAAGAACCCCAGAAUCUAUUCAAAUUGGACAAUAUGGAAAUGGCUUAAAAUCUGGUUCUAUGCGAAUUGGGAAAGAUUUUAUUCUGUUCACCAAAAAAGAAGAAACUAUGACAUGUCUUUUUCUGUCUCGUACCUUUCAUGAAGAGGAAGGCAUUGAUGAGGUUAUUGUCCCACUUCCUACAUGGAAUUCCAAAACAUGUGAACCACUAAGUGAGAACAUGGAGAAAUUUGCCAUUGAGACAGAACUUAUCUAUAAAUAUUCUCCAUUUCGUUCCCAAAAGGAAAUCAUGGACCAGUUCAAACAGAUCAAUGGUAGCUCAGGUACGUUGGUUGUGAUUUUCAAUUUGAAGUUGAUGGAUUCUGGUGAACCAGAGCUGGAUAUAGUCUCUGACCCAAAAGAUAUUCGAAUGGCCGGUACGCCACCCGAAGGAACGAAACCUGAGCGCCGUUCAUUCCGAGCUUAUGCUGCUGUUCUUUAUAUUGAUCCAAGAAUGAGAAUCUUCAUUCAUGGCCAUAAAGUUCAGACAAAACGUCUUUCUUGUUGCCUAUACAAGCCCAGAAUGUACAAAUAUACUUCAAACCGUUUUAAAACAAGAGCUGAACAGGAGGUGAAGAAAGCAGAACAUAUGGCAAAGAUCGCGGAGGAUAAAGCACGAGAGGCAGAAAGCAAAGCACGAGCAAUGGAAUUGCGUCUUGGGGAUGACUUAAAUCGUGAAUCUAGAGCAGCUCUCCGCCAAGUACAAAAUGCAGCCAUAUCUUUCCGAAGAGAGGCAGAUGUGAAAAAACGCAUUAAGGAAGCAAAACAGAGGGCACUGAAAGAGCCCAAAGAACUAAAUUUUAUCUUUGGUGUAAAUAUCGAACAGCGAGAAUUAGAUGGAAUGUUUGUAUAUAACUGCAGCCGAUUGAUAAAAAUGUACGAGAAGGUUGGACCUCAACUGGAAAGUGGAACGGCAUGCGGGGGUGCUGUUGGGGUAGUGGAUGUACCAUAUCUUGUUCUAGAACCUACACAUAACAAGCAGGACUUUGCAGAUGCAAAGGAAUACCGGCACCUCUUAAAAGCUAUGGGGGACCAUUUGGCACAAUACUGGAAAGAUGUGGGAAUAGCACAGAAAGGGAUUGUAAAAUUCUGGGAUGAGUUUGGUUACAUAUCCGCAAACUGGAAUCAGCCACCAUCAUCUGAUGUACGGUAUAAACGCAGGCGUGCAAUGGAAAUUCCCACCACAAUUCAAUGCGAUGUGUGUUUAAAGUGGAGGACACUCCCAUUCCAAUUGAAUUCUGUAGAAAAAGAAUAUCCUGACACAUGGGUCUGUGCUAUGAACCCUGAUGCAGAUCAAGACAAGUGUGACGCUCCAGAGCAAAAGCAAAAAGUCCCUAUUGGUGUGCUGAAGAAAGACCUCUUAUCACAAGAAGAAAAGAAAAAGCAGCUAAGUGAGAAGAUCAAGCUACAGCAAGAGAAGCUAGAAGCUUUAGAGAAAGUGGUACCUGUGCGUUCUAGUGCAGAUAUAAAGAAGCUUCCUUUAGAGGUUAGCACACGUGGAGCACAGGCCUCUUUGUCAGACAGUCGGCCACCUAGACCAAGGUCACCUCCACUGCCUGCUGUUCUGAAGCAAGUUGUAAAGCCUGUACCACCACGUACAAGCUUACCAAAAACUCAGCCAACACGAGUAGUGUCAAGCAACCGUCAGUUGGCUAGUGUGUCCAAAGCCCAGCCUCAAACCAUAACUCCUUCCAGACCAAGCAUAUCUCCCAAGAUUGCCAGUCGAACACUGAACACUCUGAAAUCGUCACCUGCUCCUAGUCCUCCUCCUUCACAACCAGCAAGACUUGCCAGACCGAGUCCAUCUCCAUCACUAAACCUGAAAAGCAAAGACACAAAAACAGUGUUGCCAAAAAGGCCAGUUCCAAGCAAGACUCCUCCGGUGAGCAGUGUUAAAAAAAGAAGCUCACAACAGAUGGUCAUUGAAGAAGAUGAUGAUGAUGAUGAAGAAGAAGAAGAGCCAGUUGUAAUUAAGAAACCUGAAAAAGCAAAACGUUCUAAACUGAUGGACAUAAAACAAGAGAAGAAAGAUUCAAAUGAGCCUUCCAGUGCACCAACCAAUACCUUUGUGCCUGUUGAGGUGGAGAGCAGCCCUAAGGAAGAUGUUGUUGUUAUUAUGACUAAAGAUGCCCUAAAAGAUAAAGGUUUGCAUGUGGAAGUGCGUGUUAACAAGGAGUGGUUCACAGGACGGGUGACUGCUGUAGAAGCAGGCAAACAGGGAGUUCGCUGGAAGGUGAAGUUUGACUAUGUACCUACAGACACCACUCCACGUGAUCGAUGGGUGGAGAAGGGCUGCGAAGAUGUAAGACUCAUGAGACCGCCUUCACCGGAGUACCAGGCACCAGACACUCAACAAUCUGAGCCAUCCACCUCUGACACUGCCAGGAUAGAGCCAGAUACGACAGAACCCAGCACCAGUCCCACAACACAAGAGCUACUUGUACAAACCCUCAGAAAUUGCUUGAGGUAUUUCUUGCCUCCAAAUUUUCCCAUUUCCAAGACAGAACUGAGCACUAUGAAUGCAGAGGAUCUCAUAGCAUUUCCAUUGAAAGAAUACUUCAAGCAAUAUGAGGUGGGGCUGCAGAACCUUUGUAAUUCUUACCAGAACCGUGCAGAUAGCCGUGCUAAAGCUUCAGAAGAGAAUCUUCGAACCACAGAAAAAAAGCUUAGAGAAGCAGAAGAGAAACUGCAAAAACUGAGGACCAACAUUGUUUCCCUAUUACAGAAAGUACAGGAGGAUAUAGAUAUAAAUACAGAUGAUGAGCUGGAUGCUUAUAUUGAAGACCUGAUUACAAGAGGAGACUAAAUAGAUCAAAUACAGAUGUUGGCCAAGAAAACCUUGGAAGAACAGAAUUGAGAGAAGACCAUGAGGGGCCAGCCCCAAAUCACUUAUGGGGCAGAAGUGGAUUAUGAUGUCAAUGUUUUGAUGUAAUGUUUUCUGUGGUUUUUAUAUACCAGGCAUGUGCUGUUCCAAGGAAAGUUUUAAACAUUGUAGUUCUGAACUCAUUUCUUUGUUUAUAAAUAUUUAUUUUUUAAAGUAAAGCAAUGCUCUGAGUGGUUUGUUUUGUGAACAUGUAGUUCCUGACAAUGCAGGCUGCAUAUAAGUAAAUUUCUGAUCCAAAAAUCAAAACUUUUAA
Messenger RNA from Pelobates fuscus (common spadefoot toad), 4533 nucleotides. It is a transcript of the gene MORC2, whose product is annotated as MORC family CW-type zinc finger 2. The transcript is spliced from 26 exons. Gene Ontology annotation, cellular component: nucleus. Gene Ontology annotation, molecular function: zinc ion binding. Lineage: Eukaryota; Metazoa; Chordata; Amphibia; Anura; Pelobatidae. Bases 1095 to 4202 code for a protein of 1035 amino acids. The record is from RefSeq and is a predicted model, not a curated record.